This is a messenger RNA of Prorocentrum cordatum, 215 nucleotides long. The record is from the annotation of a GenBank genome assembly. NCBI's taxonomy places the organism in Eukaryota, Dinophyceae, Prorocentrales, Prorocentraceae.
GAGUCCUCGGCACCGAGGUCGAGCCGGUGGAGCCAGACGAGAAGGAUGUCGAGAGGCGGUUCAAGCCCACCGCCGAGGCGCCCUCGGUGACCCCGACAUCCGCGCGGGGCGAUGCGCCGACGUCGGCCAGAGCUGGAGGCGCCUUCCCGGCCACGCCCCGAUCGGCGAGGGGCCCAGCGCAGACGCCCCGCACCGCCAGGAGAACCCCCGCGGAG